AUGGCGGAUGCUGUGGGCGCCAAAGUUCGCGCCCCCCUGGCCGAGACCACGAACCGCAUCAACUCGCCCUUUCCCGCCAGCGAGCAGCAGGCCAGCAAGCCUCGCUACGACCAGACGGAAGCCUCGCAGGCACAGGCGCCUCGUCAUGUCACCACCAGUUCCAAGGCUGCGGCCAUCAACGUCCAGCACGUUGCCAACAACGCGUCCGUGUCGGCUGUCCUGACACCACCUCAGCCUGUCGACGACAAACGACUUUCCCAAGCCUCUUAUGCCUCGACUUCCAGCAGCCGCAGCAAGAAGAACUACAAGACGCACAUUGGGCCGUGGCAGCUUGGACGUACCCUGGGCAAGGGCUCCUCAGCUCGCGUUCGACUCUGCCGUCAUAGCGUGACCAACCAGCUCGCGGCUGUGAAGAUUGUCAAUCGCCGCAUGGCCUACCUGGUCCAAGACAGCAGUCUGGCAGCCCUCAGCAAGUGGGACAGCAAUCUUCCCGACGAGAUCAAUGGCGAAAUGCGUGUUCCCAUGGCCAUCGAACGCGAGGUGGCUAUCCUUAAGCUUAUCGAACACCCCAAUAUCAUGAAGCUGUACGACAUUUGGGAGAACCGCUCCGAAAUAUACUUGAUUCUCGAGUACAUUGAUCAGGGCGAUCUCUUCACCUUCAUCAACUCCAAGGGGCGCUUGUCGGAGGAGGUGUCCAUCUACUUUUUCCGUCAAAUGAUCAGCGCCAUCACCUACUGCCACUCCUUCAACGUGUGCCAUCGCGACCUGAAGCCCGAGAAUAUCCUCAUCACGGCCGAUCUGCAGAUCAAGAUUGCCGACUUUGGCAUGGCUGCCCUCCACCAGACCGCCAACCACCAGCUCGCCACGGCGUGCGGAAGCCCUCACUAUGCCGCCCCAGAGUUGCUCAAGAACCGGCAGUACCGCGGCGACCGUGCAGACAUCUGGAGUCUCGGAGUUAUUCUGUACGCGAUGCUUUCCGCCACGCUUCCUUUCGACGACCCAGACCUGCGUGUCAUGAUGGCCAAGACCAAAAAAGGGCAUUACGAGAUGCCAAAGUGCCUCAGCCCCGAGGCCGAGGACCUCAUCAAACGUAUGCUCCAAAUCAACCCCGAUCGUCGCAUCUCUCUCAAGGAGAUCUGGCGCCACCCAGUAGUGCAGAAAUACAGCUAUCUUGACGACUUUGGCGACAACAGUGGACAGUUGCCGGACACACGCAAAGGGUUUCAGUACACGCCGGUGCCUUCUCAGGAGAUUGACCCCCAGCUGCUCCGGCAGCUGCGCUCCAUGUGGCACAUGUUCACCGAGCAAGACCUGGCAUUCAAGUUGGCGUGUGAAGAGCCUAAUGACCAGAAGGCCUUCUACUGGUUGCUUUACAACUAUCGGGAUAAGCAACUGGAGGACUUCAAGCCAGAACUCGCUCGCUCCAUGAGUGACUACCACCACCUGAAGCCUGCAAUCUGGAAGAAGCGAGUGUCCACAUGCCAGUUUGCGCAGCCUCGAGCCAAUGGAAAUGGCCGAUCUGUCUCUCGCUUCACAGUCAUAUCUAACGCUGCCGACACCGAAACGGACACGGACAAGAGCUAUGACCCCUACAGAGGCAGCCGCAUGCUUCAGCAUUGCGAUCCUGAGGCCAGCCACGCCAAGAUUGUCAUUCACCGUGACGCCCAGGGCACCCCGAACGCCUCGCAAGCGUCGUCGAGAGGCUCCUUGGCAUCUCUACGCAGCAGCAGACAGGGCAUGCCUCACGUUGCAGCACCGAGCCUGCGGCACAAGCGGGGUGUCGACUUCACCCAUAUACGAAAGCGGUCCUCAUCUGCAGGACCGGCUCUGAAGACAGCUUCUUCUACUGGUACCGGUCUCGACACAGAGAAUGGCUCGGUGCAUCGACUCGAGUCUGGCCGCCCAACCACGCCAGAGAUGCCAAAGCUGGUGAAUGGAGCGUAUCCCAGAGCUAAGGGGGGGCCCGUCACUCGCAUUGUCACAAAAGGCGGUGUCUCCAUGAUAUUCAACGAAGAGCUGCGCCAUUUCAGCAACAACUGUGCCAAGGAUUGCGACAAGGCGUUUAGGAGCUCCCUGAUCGAGGACGAUUCCGUGGGUGGAUCUUGGACUGACGGAGAGAGGAAGCGCCGCGAAUCGACGCCGUUUUCCUUGGCGCUCGACAGCCCUACCGUCACGACCCCUGCGACGGAAACGUCUGGCACCUCGUGGCAUACCCGGCCGUUGCCAAAGCUGCCUGCCGAAGACGUCUCCAAGAGGUGCUUGGCCACGGCAUCGUAUGAAUCCGACUAUGGACUGAACUCGUCCGACGAGCGUGACGACGACGCCGAGUUGCUCGACGAGGAGGCCACCAGGCUGGCGCUCCCUGUCUUGCUCCCGAGACAGGGUGAUCGCCGUGUUGCCUCUGCGCCGGCCUACAGCCAGGCGACUAGAAAGCUGUCGACAUUGCCGUCAAUCAACGAAAACGCAGGCAUCCAGCCUACCGCCAACAAUGACGGGGCACGGAUCGUCUCGGCACCUCCUCACAGCUCGGCGACGGGUGGACGCGAGAAGGACCGGAGCAUGGAAUACCUCAGCAAGGUCGAGAACUCGAUCCGGGUAGUCCACUCUCCUGGAGCGCAGAGCCCGGUCAAGGCACCCAAGCCGCUCAACAUUCGCAAGAAGGCCGUGACGGAGGAUUUCGGACGCAAGCUGCAGCGUCAACUCGCAUACCAUGCAGAUGAGCACGAUGAUGACGCGGCCGAGCCCUCGCCGCAGGAAGCGAAUGGCCCCGUCAAGAAGAAGAAGUCAUCCUGGUUCAAGCGCUCGUCAAGGGCCGAGUCGGAGUCGAACGAGAGUGAGCCGCCGAGCGCAACUUUGGCAACGACGCCAAAGCCAGCCCAGCUGGCGGAUGCGGACCCGACAGGCGAGGCGGCGAAGAAGAAGGCCUUUACUUUCCCAUUCUGGAAGAGCAACAAGCACCGAGACUCCAAGAUGACUAUUCCAGGACAAGACAACAGCGGCGAAGGCCGGCAGGCGACCAAGCCGUCGCGAGAGCUCAAAGGCCGGUCUGGCCUACCCGACUCGGGCUCGGGCAGCACUCGGAACAUUGCGGUUAAGCAGAAUUGGCUGACGCGACUGUUCCGGGUCAAGCCGGCGACGAGCUACAUUUGCAUGACGCUGUCGCGCAAGCGAGCGCGACAAGAGGUUGCGAUACUGUUGCGAGAAUGGCGGCGUUACGGCAUCCGUGGCAUUCAGGUCGACAAGCAGCGUAACAUUGUCUUUGCAAGGCUCGGUGCUAAGAACUAUUUGAACCUCAAAGAAGUGGAUUUUGCUGCCGAAGUGAUGACAGUAAUCGAGCAUGGGAAGAAGCAGCCGUUGAGCAUUGUGCGAUUCACGCAGGAACGCGGCGCGGCCAGUAGCUUCCACCGAGUUGUGGAAACGAUGCGGAUGAUGCUCGACAGCCGCCACCUGGUGGUUACGGAUAAAAACAAGCGGAAGAUGAUGAUUAAAACACUGAAUGCAUAA
Molecule: messenger RNA, 3504 nt
Organism: Hirsutella rhossiliensis
Lineage: Eukaryota; Fungi; Ascomycota; Sordariomycetes; Hypocreales; Ophiocordycipitaceae
Product: kinase
Exons: 6
Coding region: 1-3504 (1167 amino acids)
Biological process (GO): intracellular signal transduction; protein phosphorylation
Cellular component (GO): cytoplasm
Molecular function (GO): protein serine/threonine kinase activity; ATP binding
Source: RefSeq, a predicted model, not a curated record